AUGAAGAAAAAGAUGAACAAGUUGAGGAAGGUAAUUCUGAAAAUUUCAACUCAGAAGAACAAGCAUAUGCAAGAUGAUCCUAUUGAUACUGAAGCGGAGAUCAUUCCUGAUGAUAACACCGGAGAUAAUAUUGAUAAUACUGUUGGUAAUAUAUAUGUAUUUGAUGUUGAUGUUCAAAUGUUUGAUCAACAUGAACAACAAGAGGAACAAGUAGAGAAUAAAACUAAAGAAAAGAGCACUGAUGAGCCAUCGGUGAACACACAGCCUAAUGAUACUCAGACCCCAUCGGAGAAAAGGGAAUAUGCUGAGAAAGAACUUGAGAUCUUGAGUGAAACAUUUAGACCACUGAAUGACUCAGCUAUUCAUUUUGGUAGAUCAGUUGUAGACUUACACCACAAACUUGAAGUGUAUGAACAUGAGCAGGUCAAAUGGUUAUUUUUCUUGAUAAUUGAAGGUGUGUUGGAGAAUUUCAAAGAAAGAGAUGGGCAAUUCUUGAUUUCAUAUAUUUACUCACAUGAGGAGAUAAGAUUAGUAUUAAAUUUAUUUCGUGUUUCACCCAUUGCAUUUUAUGAGGAGAAAGUUAUGGAUGAGGCUAACGUCUUUGCAACUACAUAUUUAAAACAAGUUAUGUCAAAGAUUGAUGAUGCCAGUCUUUUACAAGAGAUAAAAUUCAAUUUGGAGUAUGGAUGGAACACCAAUAUGCCUAUAUUGGAAGCAAGGAAUUAUAUUGACAUAUAUGGAGAAAACACUUCAUGGUGGUGCAUGGAGUCAAAUGUGCCUCAAUUAGAUUUUGCUCGUAAUCAAUAUGUGGAAUUUUAUGUUUGGGCUGCAGGAGGUUGUAUAGAGCCAAAGUAUUCUUCUUUCAGAAUUGGCUUUGCAAAACAUUGUUCUCUUGCAACAAUUAUGGAUGAUAAAUAUGACACAUACGAGACACUCAACGAGCUCAAACUCUUCACAAAUAUUGCUAGAUGGGAUCCCUCUACUAUAGAUUUCCUUCCAGGGUAUAUGAAAGUUGUGUUCAUAACUUUUUAUGAAAUGAUGAAUGAAAUGGCACAAGAGGCAAUCAAGACCCAAGGUCGAGAUACAAUUGACUAUUCUAGAAAAGAUUGGGAGGAUUCCUUGGAUUCUUUUAUGCAUGAAAUGGUAAUUUUUCCCCUAUGA
Cryptomeria japonica (Japanese cedar) is the source of this 1161-nucleotide messenger RNA. RefSeq names its product alpha pinene synthase, chloroplastic-like. The transcript has 7 exons. The record is from RefSeq and is a predicted model, not a curated record. Bases 1 to 1161 code for a protein of 386 amino acids. Gene Ontology annotation, molecular function: terpene synthase activity; magnesium ion binding. NCBI's taxonomy places the organism in Eukaryota, Viridiplantae, Streptophyta, Pinopsida, Cupressales, Cupressaceae.